Molecule: messenger RNA, 1503 nt
Organism: Striga hermonthica
Lineage: Eukaryota; Viridiplantae; Streptophyta; Magnoliopsida; Lamiales; Orobanchaceae
Source: the annotation of a GenBank genome assembly
AUGAAUAUAUGGCGGCUUGAUAUUGGACUCUUUAAUUUCCGGUUCCCAAUUUGUUUGGCUCAUAAAUUGCUCCGCCACUUUCUUGUCGUGAUCGCCAAGAGGACGAACCCAAGAGAAUCAAUCACAGACGAUCCCUUUAAAUUCCUCCCCAAAUUUCUCCUUGCCUCGAGUGUUUUUAUUGAUUGCCACAAGUCAUCGCAUUUCUCCGCGUAUUGCCGGCGACGACGUGCUCCUCGCGUUUCAGGCAAGAGAAUGGGGAAGAAAAGGAAUCAAGGGAAUCGUGGGGCUGCUGUAUCAUCAUCCGAGUUGAACGACGAUCGGACGGUGUUGCUGUCGCCAAAGGGGGAAGGGAACGGAAAAAGAUUGUGGAAGAAGGUGAAGUACCAGCUGGUGGAGUACAACUCGUUGCCUGGGUAUUUGAAGGAUAACGAGUACAUUCUUGCUCACUAUAGGUCUGAGUGGCCUUUGAAGCAGAUCUUGCUUAGCGUUUUCACCAUUCACAACGAGACGCUCAAUGUUUGGACGCAUUUGAUUGGGUUCUUUCUUUUCCUCUCUUUAACCAUUUACACCGCCAUGAAAGUUCCGAAUGUCGUGGACCUUCCUAGACUUCAAAAUUUCCCUAACGUUCUUAGAAAAGCUGAUUUUCAGAAGUUGCACACAGAUCUUGUUACAUGCCUCCCAUCCUUGCCUCACAUGCCCGAUAUGCAUAAGCUACGAGAGGAAUUAAGGACUUCAUUCCAUUCAGUGGAAUUGCUGCCAUCCUUGUCUAGUUGGCACAUUAAGCAACUCUUGUCAAAUUGUUUGCCAGAAAGUCUUUUCCACAGCAACCACACUGAUCCUUGUGUUCUGCGUAGCAUGAAGGAGGACAUGGCGAACAUAAUUGCACCUCUGCUGAUGAGGCCAAUCACGCGGUGGCCUUUCUUCUCUUUUCUCGGUGGGGCCAUGUUCUGCCUGCUGGCGAGCAGCACGUGCCACCUUCUCUCGUGCCACUCGGAACGCCUAUCCUACAUCAUGCUGAGGCUCGACUAUGCAGGCAUAGCUGCCCUCAUCUCCACCUCCUUCUACCCGCCCGUCUACUACUCAUUCAUGUGCUACCCCUUCUUCUGCAACCUCUACCUGGGCUUCAUCACCCUCCUAGGGAUCGGGACCAUCCUUGCAUCUCUCCUCCCGGUUUUUCAGAGCCCGGAGUACCGGAACUUCCGGGCCGGGCUUUUCUUCAGUAUGGGGGUCUCAGGGGCUCUUCCCAUCUUGCACAAGCUCGUGCUGUUCUGGAACCAGCCAGAGGCUCUCCACACAACUGGGUAUGAGGUGCUAAUGGGGGUUUUGUAUGGAGUUGGGGCACUGGUUUACGCCAUGAGGGUUCCUGAGAAGUGGAUGCCCGGGAAGUUUGAUAUUGCGGGGCAUAGCCAUCAGCUGUUUCAUGUGCUGGUGGUGGCAGGGGCUUACACGCAUUACCGUGCCGGGCUGGUUUAUCUGAGGUGGAGGGAUCUGCAGGGCUGCUGA